Molecule: messenger RNA, 2395 nt
Organism: Struthio camelus australis
Lineage: Eukaryota; Metazoa; Chordata; Aves; Struthioniformes; Struthionidae
Gene: AURKAIP1
Product: aurora kinase A interacting protein 1
Cellular component (GO): mitochondrion
Source: RefSeq, a predicted model, not a curated record
AAGCUGGUGGCAGAAAAAUACUCAAAAUGGCUCCAUAAGGAGGUGCUGCCACCGACAAGAGCCAGAUCAGAGGAGGGACAAGGUAAGGAAUACCUGAGAAAUCGGGCACAUAGCAAUGAAAAGUAGUUAGUGUUAUGUGUUUAAUCUGCAGUCACCAACAGUACACCAAUUACCCUCUUGUGUACAAAAUUCCAGCCCUGUGUGGCAGCACUGAAACUUACGUGUGCUGACUGCAACGACUGAAUAAACACAAAUGCAAAGAGGUUAACUAAGCAAGUCUUAUGUCUGACAGGGAUUUUCUUUUUUUUUAGUUUUUUCCAAAACCAACAAAAUGCCAUUGGUAAUGCACGAGAGUUGUUCCCAAUUUACUAUGGCCCACAUAGUUUAAUCAAUUACCUUCCCUCCUAUUUGGAAAAGAAGAGAAUGUUGUGAGAUGGGGAUAUUUCUGGAAUGAGCUUUGUGUGGAAGAAAGAAAAGCAGUGGUAUCAGUGUAUGGGGUAGCUUUACUGCUGACUUGUGUCACGUCUGAUCUGUGCACAAAGGUGAACUUCUCCCAUAAGCUUUAGAGAACAGUGGAGUCUAAUUCUAUGGAUCCACUUUAAACAAAGGGUGCUGUAUCCACACAUUCAGUUUCACGUGUGUCAGAAAAAAUAAUCACACACUUAGUUGAUUGUUUUCAUGCUCUGGAACCCCUUGUCAUAAGCCAGAGCUGUUGGGGAUGUGUUGGGGGGGGGUGUGGCGGCUUGCAGUUAAUGCAUGGCUGAAUAUGUAUUUGUUCCAAAUCUGUGUAUGAAACUGAACCCUUAUCUGCAAGGGUGAGCUAAGCUUCAAUGAGUGGCUACAACCCAAUGCUAUCAGGGUAAUUACCCUAUUUUCAAAGGGUAAUUUUCAAACUCUCACUUCUGGGAAGCCAACAUGACAAGAGAGAAAUGGCAACAUCCGAAUUUUGUUAGUUGACUUGAGAACUGCAUGCUUUGCAAAGGUGGAAGGCUCUUCCUGAUGGUCCUGGUGUGGUUCAUCCCUUCAUGGUAUGUGAGUGCCUUUCAGCCUUUAGAGUACUCUUCCUUAUGAAAGCAAUGCCACAGAUCCAAUAAGGGAUGGGACAUAGCAAUACUAAGAGGACAAGUUAGGUAAAAGGGCUGGGGACUGACUCUGCUCCCCUGAGAGACAUAACUGAUGGGGAAAUACAGGUAUUCAGAGACCAAUUAGAGUCUGUCUCUCUCAGAACUACGCAGAGAGAUCAUCCUAAACAAUGUGCCAACCUUAGAGAGUAGGAGAACAUGCUGACUGGCCCAAGUCGAUAGAGGAAAUCGUUGUGUAGCCAGAAACUGAGCUACUGUUCUCUAAAUCCCAGACAAGCAGCUGAACGUUGCUAGGACGGAGGGAGAAAUUGGGAUGGGCCCAACUAUGCCUCACAAGCCGUAGGUGUGGUGCUUGGAUUUGGUGAUGCCUCCAGCCUUCGCUGCUACCAUCACUAACAGCUGAUAAGAAGGCAGCGUUACUCUAAAAGGGACGGAGUUAACCCAGGCUCAAAGGGCAGAGAGAGCAAUACCUCUGCGGCAUCGCUACUGACUCUGGAAGAGCAAACAAGGUGAAAAAAAUGUUAGUAUCACAACUGGCUUCCCAGUUAGUGAAGGCUUCACGAAUUGCAGGACAUCUUUUGCCAAGAUCAGUCUCUUCCAUCCUUUGUUCUCAUUCUACAUCUGCGAAGUAUAGCACUCAGCCGUCUAAUAAGAAUGGAGCCCAACCUCAGCGGUGGUAUGCGCUGGACCCUGAACUGGAAGAGAUGCUGGUCCCCAGAAAACUGUCCAUCAGCCCCUUAGAGAGUUGGCUGACAGUUAGAUACUCCCUUCCUAAAGCAGAAGUCAUCAGUAUUCAUGGAAAAGCAGGCUACGAACCUGUCCAGCGAUACGACUGUCCAACAUCUGAUGUGGGAGCUGACGUGGAGGAAGGGGAAAGAACACUUGGCAACAGGCUUGAAUGUAAGAAUGUUUUAAAGAUCCGCAGGAGGAAAAUGAACCGACACAAAUUUAAAAAGCUGCUAAAGCGAAGAAAGUUUGUACGGAGGAGGAUAAAGGAAGGUCGCAAGAAGAAACGUCAGAUAAAGUUUGAGAAAGAUUUGGAGCGCAUCUGGAAAAGAGCUGGUUUGAAAAAUCCUCCCACAGGAUGGCAAACACCCAAGAUAUUUUUGAAAAGUUCAAAGCGAUAAAAAUGCUUGUAAUGAGUUUUGACCUAUAAUUUUAAUUAAAAAAUAUUUAAGUAAGCAAACUUCUUUUAACCUUUUUCUGAAUGUGAUGAGACUAUUAGGAGGUCACUUUCUGUCUCGGUUAGCAGUUUUCCAAGGGCAAACCUGAUGUGGAUGUGCUUUUCCUCCUCAAUAAAAUGGUUUGAGCCA